AUGUCGUCCUCGGGCUCGUCCUUUACUUCCUCGUCGCUCGGUCGCCCUCCAACAUACGGACGAACAUACGUCAGUCCGGUUGAUUCAACCUGGACUCCCACCUCCGGCAUAUCAACCAUUUCUGCUCCGACCACCGAGGGGUCGGGAACUGGCACCUCGGUACUCGAUCUGGGACCCCCGGGUUUCCAGGCAACAAUAAUCCUUUUUCAAGAUACUCCUGACGAACGAGUCGUUUACUUGGGGCCUUGGGAAGUGGUGGGUUCUGAGCAGCGCCGUGUUCUGUGGCAGGGUAGCUACCAGAACGAACUGCUCGAACACUUCUUGCCCUCCGACACACCCUCCGAUAUAUAUCCUCAUACCCUCCACUCUCGCCAUCGCCCGUACUAUGACCCUUCGGACAUGGAGAGAUAUCUCACGUUUCAGGAACCUCACCGGAUUCGAUACACAACGGAUGAGGGUGUUUGUAUACAUGACCAGUACGUCACGAUCAGAUAUGAGUUCACAACAGUCGAGAGCUCUAUUCAAUUUCAGGGAGAUUUGCGCAGAAAGGACCUAGUUGAUUUCUAUGACGUCGACGUCGUCUGGACAAACGUCCAUGGUCGCACAGAUGGCUUCGGCAAGGUGAAGGGGAUCGGUGCGAUUCAGAGACUCAAGUUGUGGAGGGAUCGAUAUACGACUUUCCACUCCCUCAGCGUGUGUGCGAAUAAGACGGAUGGCCAAUAUCGAGAGUAUGAUAUUCACUCGUUCGACGGGGAACUGCGCGGGCGGGACGACCGCGCAAAACAGCUUCGAAUCAAUGCGGCUGGCAGACGGCAUACUUCGGGCGACGACCAGCAGCACUCACACCGACGCUUUUCACUGCCGCAUCGUAUGCGAUCUCGAACCAGGACGAAUGAUUCCUCCGAGCCAAGAUCAUUGCAGCAGCCGACUCUUGACAUACGAUAUCUGGCCAUCCAGUUUACUGAGCGUCAAGUCAGACCAGCAUACCGACGAUUCAUCGAGACAUGGCUUUAUUGCCACAGUUCGGACCGCGAAUUCAACGGCAUCCCAUUUCCACCAAACCAUUUCGAACUGCCCUCGCCGCAGAUUCUGCCGGGACAUUCUCCCGAUUUCCCGGUGUCAGGAUGGCCGAACCACAUGCUCGAAUCGGUGCCAGAACCCUCGGAUGCGGCCGAAGCUACGCCUUGA
Messenger RNA from Fusarium tjaetaba, 1188 nucleotides. RefSeq names its product acetate kinase. The coding region runs from base 1 to 1188 and encodes 395 amino acids. The record is from RefSeq and is a predicted model, not a curated record. The transcript has 4 exons. NCBI's taxonomy places the organism in Eukaryota, Fungi, Ascomycota, Sordariomycetes, Hypocreales, Nectriaceae.